AUGGUGCCACAGAACGAAAGGAGCUCUCUUAAACGCAGUAGGGUUAGCACGGAUCACGAUUCACAAGAUUUGAAAAAGCAGCGGCGCUCCCAGAGAACCACAGCCCAAGAUCAAUCUCAAACUACACCGGUGAAUCAGUCCUAUUUACCUACGCCUCUGACCCAACAAAAUUCAACCACGACAGACGUUACGAAAGAUAUCACGGCUUCACCUAGUGAUUCUAGCCAGGUGCGCUGCCAAACACCGCUCAAUUCAGAUUCCCUCCAAACAUGUUCGUCUCCUCCUGGUGAUACGCAGGCUCAAUCACAAUUUGUAUACCCACCUAGAGCAUUUGCCGACGAAGUCGAGGAUGAGGCUGCUGAGGGGGUAUGGGGCUACCUCAUCCCGCUUGAUGAAAAGGUUCGGAGGCCACUUGUUCUGAGAAAGCGUGAUAGUUGUGAAGCCCUUGCGGAUGCGAAGUCUAAGGGCAAGACUGGGAAGGCAACUCGACGGCAAGAUAAAUCAUCAGAAGGCAAACAAGCGAAGAGUCAUCCUCCCGGCGGUUACUUAAUUGGUCGUCAUCCGGAAUGCGACUUGGUGAUUAACGUCCCCACUAUAUCUAAUCGGCAUUUCUUGAUCUUCCCAGAAAACAAAAAGGGAGGAUCGGUUGCGAUAAUGGAAGAUCUAUCCAGCAAUGGUACUUUUAUUAAUGAUGCAAUCGUUGGGCGUAACAAGCAUCGCGAACUUGAAGACGGUGAUGAAGUCACUAUUUUAGAUGAAGCACGGUUUGUUUUCAGGUACCCUCGCACAAGGGAAACAAGCGGGUUCCGCCAGCAAUACAGACUUCUUCAACAACUUGGGAAAGGCCACUUUGCAACUGUCUACCUCUGUGCAGAACGGUCUACAGGAGCGCAAUAUGCCGUUAAGGUUUUUGAGAAACGUCCCGGCGAUUCGCAGAAGUCUCAAGUGGACGCUUUACAGCAAGAAAUAGGUCUGUUGAUGGGCGUUAGCCACCCAAAUCUACUAUGUCUUAAAGACACCUUCGACGAGAGUGAUGGUGUUUACCUCGUUCUGGAACUUGCUCCAGAAGGGGAGCUCUUCAACUUGAUCGUUAGCAAGCAGAAGUUUUCAGAGACGGAAACACGCGAUUUAUUCGUUCAGCUUUUCGAAGGGUUGAAGUAUCUGCAUGAUCGUGGAAUCGUUCAUCGGGACAUAAAACCUGAAAAUAUCCUUGUUGCAGACAAGGAGCUGACUGUGAAGCUCGGUGAUUUUGGCCUUGCGAAGAUUAUUGGGGAAGACUCGUUUACAACAACACUGUAUGAUACAAUCAUAUUUCCCUUUCCUUUACCUCCUUUUCUUCAUCGGUACGUGGCACCAGAGAUAUUACAAGAUUCCCGCCGCCGAAGAUACACGAAAGCUGUGGAUAUCUGGUCCCUUGGCGUUGUUCUCUACAUAUGCCUUUGUGGAUUUCCUCCUUUCUCCGAUGAGCUUUAUACUACCGAGAGCCCGUACACUUUAGCGCAGCAGAUCAAGAUGGGUCGCUUUGAUUACCCAUCACCCUACUGGGAUUCUGUGGGCGAUCCGGCUCUAGACCUCAUAGACAAAAUGCUCACCGUUGAUGUCGACAAGAGAAUCACAGUGGACGAAUGCCUAGAACAUCCAUGGCUUACUGGGAAAUACCCUAGUGUUUCUGAUAGCACUGAUGGGCUAACUGGAGCUUUGGGAAAACUGGACUUCUCGAAACGAAAAAUCGCACGGGAGCGCACGCUCCUUAGCAGUGUCAACGAUGUCCAUUUCAGUGAACACUUGGAGGAAGGUGCUAUUCCGAUUAAAGUUUUCCAUAAAAAUAACGCCGGAAAACGAGUACACAACAGGCCUGCCAAAGCCCAGAAACGUGAAGUGUCACCUGACCAAAACAGUGCCCCUAAUGAUUUUGUCAACCUUGGAGAGCGUGGGGAUCCAGUUACUGUGACCUACUGUUCCACAAUCAUGGGCCUCCUAUCUGUCAUUCUCGACAGUGUUUGUGAGCGCUGCUCAGAUUCAUCGCUAUGGAUGCUCACCAGUGUGGCAUUGCUAUCCAUGCUCGUUGUAUCUGUGAUUAUCAAUGUCUUACGCCAACUUCUCUUCAAAAAUUACAAGGAACCCCCCUUGGUCUUUCAUUGGUUCCCUUUUAUUGGAAGCACCAUCAGCUAUGGCAUGGAUCCAUACAGAUUCUUCUUCAAUUGCCGAAAAAAGUAUGGCGAUAUCUUCACAUUCGUCCUCCUUGGUAAGAAGACCACCGUCUACCUAGGAACCAAGGGGAAUGAUUUCAUUCUGAAUGGCAAACUCCGAGAUGUGUGCGCCGAAGAGGUUUAUUCCCCACUUACAACUCCAGUGUUUGGGCGUCAUGUGGUAUACGACUGCCCAAAUGCUAAACUUAUGGAGCAGAAGAAGUUUGUGAAAUUUGGGCUUACAUCAGAUGCACUUCGUUCGUACGUUCGUCUGAUUACAGAGGAAGUGGAAGAUUUCGUACAAAAGUCCUCGGCAUUCCAGGGCCACAAAGGCGUUUUCGAUGUUUGCAAAACAAUUGCUGAGAUUACUAUCUACACCGCCUCACGUUCACUUCAAGGGAAAGAAGUCCGAAGCAGAUUUGACUCUACGUUUGCCGAACUGUAUCAUGAUCUCGACAUGGGUUUUGCCCCCAUAAACUUUAUGUUACCAUGGGCCCCUCUUCCCCAUAAUCGCAAGCGUGAUGCCGCCCAGAAAAGGAUGACUGAAACAUACAUGGAGAUUAUAAAGGAACGCCGUAACGCUGGCAGCAAAAAAGAUUCGGAGGACAUGGUAUGGAAUCUUAUGUCGUGCGUGUACAAAGAUGGAACACCUGUCCCCGACGAAGAAAUUGCACACAUGAUGAUCGCCUUACUCAUGGCCGGCCAGCACUCUUCGUCGUCUACUGCGGCUUGGAUUGUCCUGCAUCUUGCAGCAUCCCCUGAAAUAACAGAGGAACUCUAUCAGGAGCAACUUCGCAUCCUUGGACAUGAUAUGCCUCCACUUACUUAUGAGAACCUGCAGAAAUUGGACUUGCACGCCAAGGUCAUCAAAGAAACUCUUCGCAUACAUGCACCGAUCCACUCUAUCAUUCGAGCUGUGAAGAAUCCGAUGCCAGUAGAAGGUACCCCCUACGUGAUCCCAACUUCACACAAUGUCCUUUCCUCCCCUGGUGUCACUGCAAGAUCAGAAGAACAUUUCCCUGAUCCGCUUGAAUGGAACCCCCACCGCUGGGAUGAGGCCAUCGCUGCUAGCUCAGAGGAUGAAGAAAAGGUUGACUAUGGCUACGGCUUGGUUACUAAAGGAACCAACAGCCCAUAUCUUCCGUUCGGCGCCGGGCGGCAUAGAUGCAUUGGCGAACAGUUCGCUUACGUCCAGCUCGGUGCGAUUACGGCGGCUCUAGUCAGGCUGUUCAAGUUCAGCAAUCUUCCAGGCGUUGAAACUCUCCCAGACACAGACUACUCAUCCUUAUUUUCUAAGCCUUUGGGCAACUCAGUGAUACAAUUUGAGAAGCGCGAGCCCGUCCCCAAGGCAUAG
Messenger RNA from Aspergillus pseudonomiae, 3543 nucleotides. Its product is annotated as cytochrome P450. Lineage: Eukaryota; Fungi; Ascomycota; Eurotiomycetes; Eurotiales; Aspergillaceae. Gene Ontology annotation, molecular function: heme binding; monooxygenase activity; protein binding. The coding region runs from base 1 to 3543 and encodes 1180 amino acids. Gene Ontology annotation, biological process: protein phosphorylation; mitotic DNA damage checkpoint signaling. The record is from RefSeq and is a predicted model, not a curated record. The transcript has 10 exons. Gene Ontology annotation, cellular component: nucleus.